This is a messenger RNA of Acaulospora colombiana, 873 nucleotides long. The record is from the annotation of a GenBank genome assembly. NCBI's taxonomy places the organism in Eukaryota, Fungi, Glomeromycota, Glomeromycetes, Diversisporales, Acaulosporaceae.
AUGUCCGCGUUGCAUUUGGACGUUACUGGGGAUGACUCUCCAGAGAAAUUAAAAAAUGAAAAUCAUUCUGAAGACGAUGCAGACUCCGAUUUUGAUGAUGGAGGAAGCCAAAAACGGAGACCGCGUAUUCAGCGAGCCGAGGACUUCGACGAUGGACACACUGAGGAGGCAUCAAAUGUACCCGCUAAGAACGCUUGGGAACUAUCUCCUCCUAAGGAGGCUGAAGUGGACCCUUGGGCUGAGCCGAGCACCGAGCCUGCCAAGUUCAAGACAGAUGUUGCAAAGGCGAACGGAUCGGAAGAACAAGAUCUUUGGGGACAAGAACCCAAAAGAGGAUCAGGGGCUCGUGCACGCGGCGACGCUGAUACCGGCACAGAAACGAACAAUAAGGGAAAGGCACUAGGGGAAACUCAGAACACGGAAGUUCUGUCCACAGAACAGUCUAAAGCCAGUCCGCGAGAAGAACAAGAGACAAAAUCAAGGGAACCGAAGAAUAAGGGACCCCGCUCAUCAAAACCUCCACCACCCAAAAAGCAGGAACAAACCACGAAUACCGAUACCACAGAUGCAUGGGCUCUGCCUCCGAUAUCGACAACAGAGCAGGACGCUGGCUGGGGUGUCACAACUUCCGACGAUGCCCAAGGAGCUACAUCAGGAGGAUGGGGUGAUACACCUGCGUCUGCAGGCUGGGGUGACUCACCGGCAUCUGAGAAGCCAAAUUCGCCUAAAACUUUCAAACGUCCACCUAUGUAUCUCAACCCGGACCGCGUCAAGACAGGUGGUUCGGAGCGUGCAAAGCUGUCCGAGGAGGAACUUGCUCAGCGAAUGGAAAAAAUUCGACUACAAAAUGAGAGGAUUAAAGAGAAAAGACUU